AUGGAAAGCAGACGUGUCACCAUCGUCCAGUACAAUUUGUUGUCAAGCGAAGACGAAAAAGACUCGGAUCAAACGUAUGUGUAUUCAUCAUCGAAGCUUUCUCCACUCAGUGCUUCAGAAUUCCUGUUUGAACCGCCAGCAGAGGAGGAUCAAAGCGACCACAGUGAACAGAACAGCGUCUUGGUACUGGAGUCAGACAGCGCAAGCGACGAGGCAGGUCCUUCUACCUCUGCAAGUAAAACGAACACGCCUAUCAGGCAAUGCUUCAAGUGACUUGGAAAUUAUUGCUAAUAACACGGCCGCUGCUGCCCCGAUUUACGUCGUGUCGUCAUCCGAAUCCGAAGAGCAAGACUACGAAUUCAGCAGACUACCUCUUCUGUCAAACGGUGCGUCAAGCGACUUCGAAAUCAUUGCAAGUACAUCAGCUGGUGCCUCGAUUUACGUCUCUUCGUCAUCUGAAUCGCAAGACCAAGAUGGCAAAGCCAGCAAAUGACCACGCUUGUCAGACGUUGCGUCAAGUGACUCCGAAAUCAUGCCAAGCACAGCCACUGGUGCCCCGAUUUACGUCUCCUUGUCAUCUGAAUGGGACGACCAAGAUAGCGGAGCCCUAG
Porites evermanni is the source of this 611-nucleotide messenger RNA. NCBI's taxonomy places the organism in Eukaryota, Metazoa, Cnidaria, Anthozoa, Scleractinia, Poritidae. The record is from the annotation of a GenBank genome assembly.